AUGUCUCAUCUGAAACCCGCCACCAGCUAUACAUCUUGCUGCUUACAUGAACCAGUGAAAAUAUUAGCCUCCACGGAUAAUUUCGCCGAUAUCAAGCCCAAAACCAUUCCCCAAAUUUUUCAAGAGAGCUGUGACAAAUAUAAAAACUACACUGCCUUGGCCUACAAAGAUACCAGCCAUCAACACCCCUCCUACCAGUGGACAACUCGAAGCUAUGAAGAAUAUUACAGCUACGUUGAAAGAUCCGCCCUAGCUUUACUCCAUCUCGGUGUGACGCCCCGUUCAUCUGUGGCAAUUUUAUCAUCUAAUUGUCCCGAAUGGUUCUACAUCGAAUUGGCCGCGUUGCGUAUCAAUGCCGUAGUAGCCGGUAUUUAUACAACAAAUUCCGCUGAGGCAUGUUUUCAUGUUUUGCAGACCUCCGAUGCAGAGGUAGUGGUGGUAGAGGAUACUCAGCAAUUAAUGAAAAUACGAGCGAUACGUUCCCGCCUGCCAAAAUUAAAAGCGGUAAUACAAUUAUUUGGUCCCUAUGAUUUUCAAGAAGAUGCUUCGGAUAAGGGUUAUUAUUCCUGGCCCGCAUUGAUGUCAUUGGAAUUUGGGCAGAACUUGAAAGAGGAGUUGCUACGGCGGGAGCUGGAUGUGGCGCCCAACCUAUGCGCUCUACUUAUAUUCACAUCUGGUACUGUGGGCAUGCCCAAAGGUGUCAUGAUAUCCCACGAUGCCGUACUCUAUGCAGUCCAUGCCUUGAAUAAAAAUCUGCCAUUUUUAGAACCAGGUCGGGAGUCCUGUAUCACCUAUUUACCCCUUAGCCAUAUAGCUUCACAAUUCUUCGAUAUUUUCCUUGGUAUGCUGAAUGGUGCAGUGGUGUAUUUUGCCGAUCGCAAUGCCAUGAAAGGAACCCUCUGUGAUACGCUAAAGGUGGUUAGGCCCACAUGGUUUUUUGGGGUACCAAGAAUUUUUGAAAAGCUUAUCGAAAGGCAAAGGAAAAUCGAAGCGAACCUGGAAGAUGAGGGACAAAGGAAAGCGUUCAAGGGAGCACGCAGAAGCAUGCUGAAAUAUUAUGUGGACCAGAACAUAGAAGGCAAUCCCAGAACUAUAUCGCCACCCUGCUGGGCCUCAGAAGUUUGCCAUGGACAAAAAAUUGCUCUGGGUUUAAAUGCCUUAAAAAUUUGCUUUGCCGGUGGCGCCCCUGUGUCGGAUGACAUAAAACGCUAUUUCCUCAGCCUUGAUUUGCGACUAGUGGAGGCUUUCGGUAUGUCUGAGACCUGUGGUGGAGUAUGCUAUGAUUUCCAACGACCGAACUUACAUACCAGUGGUCAGGGCAUAGGAGAUGCUGAAUUUAAAAUCGACAAUCCUGAUGGAGAAGGGGAGGGAGAGAUCCUCAUAAGGGGGCGUUUCAAUUUUAUGGGAUAUUUAAAGGAACCACAAAAAACUAAGGAGGCCUUUACCGAGGAUGGCUACAUCAGAAGUGGUGAUAGGGGCCACCUGGAUGCCGCUGGGAAUCUUUAUAUUAAUGGGCGCAUAAAGGAGGUUAUCAUUACCUCAGGUGGGGAAAAUAUAUCCCCUAUACCGAUUGAGGAUAUUAUCAAAAAGGAAUUGCCCUGCAUUAGCAAUGCAAUGGUCAUUGGGGAUAAUCGGAAGUAUUUAACGGUACUCCUUACAAUGAAGACUUAUAUUAAUCCCGAUACGGGCUAUCCAACAAAUAUUCUCUUACCUGAGGCCAUACUAUGGCUGGCAAACCUUGGGGUGCACUGUAAAAAAUUGGAUGAUAUUCUGAAUAUUCAAUUACCAGAAAGCUUCGAAAAUUUCCAACCCAAUGGAGCUGAGGUUAGACUUGAUUCCAGGGUGUUCCAUGGUCUAACGGAUGGGAUUAAUCGAUAUAAUGAACGAGCCCUUUCGAAUGCCCAGAAAAUUCAAUACUUUCAGGUGUUGCCACAUGAUUUUACCAUAGCCACGGGGGAAUUGGUUCUGUUUUAA
Musca vetustissima is the source of this 1974-nucleotide messenger RNA. RefSeq names its product long-chain-fatty-acid--CoA ligase heimdall-like. Bases 1 to 1974 code for a protein of 657 amino acids. Gene Ontology annotation, cellular component: endoplasmic reticulum; membrane. Lineage: Eukaryota; Metazoa; Arthropoda; Insecta; Diptera; Muscidae. The record is from RefSeq and is a predicted model, not a curated record. The transcript has 6 exons. Gene Ontology annotation, molecular function: long-chain fatty acid-CoA ligase activity.